Molecule: messenger RNA, 8829 nt
Organism: Penicillium expansum
Lineage: Eukaryota; Fungi; Ascomycota; Eurotiomycetes; Eurotiales; Aspergillaceae
Product: ATP-dependent RNA helicase BRR2
Exons: 4
Coding region: 1-8829 (2942 amino acids)
Biological process (GO): proteolysis
Cellular component (GO): nucleus
Molecular function (GO): serine-type peptidase activity; ATP binding; nucleic acid binding
Source: RefSeq, a predicted model, not a curated record
AUGGCGGACCAAAAUAUUUCGCAGUACAAGUACUCGGCGAUGUCCAACCUGGUUCUCCAGGCGGAUCGUCGUUUUAUCAGUCGCACCCAUGACGAACCUACUGGAGACCCGGAGUCUCUCGCGGGUCGCAUUGGGAUCCGGGAGAUGGGUGGACGAGUCGCGCGUGACGACGCGCCCAAAUCUAAGAAGGCAGCUCCUACAGGUCUCGAGCGGGGCGCAAUCGGCGAGGGCGAAGAUGUGCUUUUACGCGAACAGAAAAAGCGCCACCGCGGUCAACCAGCACAACUACGGGGCCAGGGCAUCCUUUCAGCAGCCGAUGCCUUCGUCGAAGGCUUGAAAUAUCGUCCUCGCACACCCGCCACACGAGCCACAUAUGACCUUAUCCUCACAAUCACCGGAAGCCAGCUGGGCGAUGUCCCCCACGAAGUCGUUCGAAGUGCCGCCGAUGCUGUUUUGGAACUACUAAAGGACGAAGAUAUGAAGGAUUUCGAUAAAAAGAAGGAGAUUGAUGAUCUUCUGGGAACUACAAUGAACCCCAAGGAGUUCAACGAGCUCGUGAACCUGGGUAAAAAGAUCACAGACUACGAUGCUCAGGACGAAGAGGAAGAGAUGGAAGGCGGCCUCGAUGAAGAAGGUGGUGAACUCGACGAACGCCAAGGUGUUGCUGUCGUCUUCGACGAAGAAGAUGAAGAUGAGCGCAUGGGAACUGUGGACGAAGUUCGAGACGAGGACGACCUCAGCGACGAAGAAGAAGAGGACGAACAAGAAAAACUCGCACUCGACGAUGUUGCAGCAGCCCAAGACGAAGAUGGAGAUGAAAUGGUCAUCGAUGGAGGUCUUGGCCGAAGUGAUAAAGCCGCAGAAAAGACCGGAUUGAAGGUAUCCGCUCGCGAAAUCGAUGCUUACUGGCUGCAGCGUCAAAUCGGUGCCAUAUACACAGAUGCUCAUACCCAGCAUGAGAAAACAGAUGAGGCACUUGAAAUCCUCGGUGGAAAGGACGAGGACGGAUCAUUAAAACCCCUGCGCGAUGUUGAAAAUGACCUUAUGGAGCUAUUCGACUAUGACCAUCCCGAUCUUGUUGCUAAACUAGUCACCAACCGCGACAAGGCCGUCUGGGUUACCCGCUGGAGAAGAGUCGCAGAGGAUCCCGAUGCGCGCAAUCUCGUGGAAAUUGAGAUGGUCGAAGCUGGCCAACGUGCCAUCCUCGAUGAAAUCCGUGGCAAAGAAGCCGGCGACGAACUCGGUGCACCACCCGAUAAGAAGAUGAAGUUCGACUUGAUGGAUGUCGAUGUUCCUUCAGGCCCAACCACCGACCAAAAACCCGCCGAAGGUGUCGAGGGUGGCAUUCUUCAGCCCAAGAGAACGAUCAAUUUGGAAAAUUUGGUCUUCCAUCAAGGCAACCAUCUUAUGACCAAUCCCAAUGUCAAGCUUCCCCAGGGCUCGACUAAGCGAGCAUUCAAGGGAUACGAAGAGAUUCACGUGCCACCACCCAAGGCCAAGAAGGAGGCUGGAGAGAAGAAUAUCCCGACCACCGAGCUGCCGGAAUGGGCCCGUGUUGGAUUUGGAACCUCCAAGGAGCUCAACCGUGUGCAGACAAAGUGCUAUCCUUCAGCGUUCCAUGACGAUGGAAACAUGCUUGUCUGUGCUCCCACGGGUUCCGGAAAGACCAACGUUGCUAUGCUCACGAUUCUUCGAGAAAUCGGGAAGAAUCGCAACCCUGAAACGGGAGAGAUUAUGCUGGAUGACUUCAAAAUCAUAUACAUCUCUCCCUUGAAGGCUUUGGUUCAAGAACAAGUCGGCAACCUUGGCAAGCGCUUGGAGCCUUAUGGCAUCCGAGUGUCCGAGCUUACAGGUGAUCGUCAGCUCACCAAGCAGCAAAUUGCCGAUACCCAGAUCAUCGUCACCACGCCUGAGAAGUAUGACGUUAUCACCAGAAAGGCAACCGAGACUAGCUACACCAACCUUGUUCGCCUUGUUGUCAUCGACGAGAUUCACCUUCUCCACGAUGAACGUGGUCCCGUCCUUGAGAGCAUCGUCAGCCGAACGAUUCGCAAGACCGAGCAGACUGGCGAGCCCGUGCGAAUUGUGGGUCUCAGUGCUACCCUUCCUAACUACCGUGAUGUGGGAAGCUUCCUGCGUGCAGACCCUGUCAAGGGCAUGUUCCAUUUCGAUGGCAGCUAUCGUCCUUGCCCUCUCAAGCAGGAAUUCAUCGGUGUCACCGAGAAGAAGGCCAUCAAGCAAUUAAAGACGAUGAACGACAUUUGUUACACCAAGGUCAUGGAGCAGGUCGGGCAAAACCGAAACCAAAUGCUUAUCUUCGUCCACUCUCGCAAGGAGACCGCCAAGACCGCCAAGUACAUCAGAGACAAGGCUCUUGAGAAUGAAACCAUUGGUCAGAUUCUGCGCAGUGAUGCUGCUAGUCGUGCAAUUCUCUCCGAAGAAGCAGACUCUGUGGACGAUGCUAACCUGAAGGAUCUCAUGCCGUACGGUCUCGGUAUUCACCAUGCUGGUCUGAGUCUUGCCGAUCGUGAUUCAGUUCAAGCACUUUUCGCCGAUGGAAGCAUCCAGGUCCUAGUUUGUACAGCGACAUUGGCCUGGGGUGUCAACCUUCCCGCCCACACCGUUAUCAUCAAGGGAACCCAGGUCUACUCUCCCGAGAAGGGUGCCUGGGUCGAAUUGAGCCCGCAAGACGUUCUGCAAAUGUUGGGACGAGCUGGUCGACCCCAAUAUGAUACCUUCGGUGAAGGUAUCAUUAUCACAUCGCAAGCUGAGAUUCAAUACUAUCUCUCGCUCUUGAAUCAACAGCUUCCCAUUGAGUCGCAGCUGAUGAGCAAAUUGGCGGACAAUCUGAAUGCUGAGAUUGUACUCGGCAAUGUUCGUACCCGCGACGAAGGUGUGGAUUGGCUAGGCUACACUUACCUUUACGUUCGGAUGCUCCGAUCACCUGGCUUGUACAGUGUUGGCGCAGAUUAUCAGAACGAUGAUGCCCUGGAGCAAAAGCGAGUGGAUCUUAUUCACUCUGCUGCUGCUGUCCUUGAGAAGGCCGGUCUCGUCAAGUAUGAAAAGAAGACUGGACGUCUGCAAUCAACUGAGCUUGGACGUAUCUCUUCGCACUACUACAUUGGUCACAACUCAAUGCUUACCUACUCUCAACACCUCCAACCCUCCAUUACGACCAUUGAAUUGUUCCGAAUCUUUGCCCUUAGUGACGAGUUCAAGUACAUCCCAGUUCGCCAGGACGAAAAGCUUGAGCUUGGAAAACUGCUAGGCCGGGUGCCUGUCCCUGUUAAGGAAACUAUUGAUGAGCCCCAUGCCAAGAUCAAUGUUCUUUUGCAGGCUUACAUCUCUAGACUCAAGCUUGAGGGACUUGCGCUGAUGGCAGACAUGGUCUAUGUCACGCAAUCUGCUGGACGUAUCAUCCGCGCGAUUUUCGAGAUUUGCCUGAAGAAGGGAUGGGCCUCAGUGGCCAAGACUGCCCUCGAUCUCUGCAAAAUGGCCGAGAAGCGCAUGUGGCCAACAAUGUCCCCCCUUCGUCAAUUCCCCCACUGCCCAAGAGAUGUUUUGCAGAAGGCGGAACGCAUUGACGUGCCCUGGGCCAGCUAUUUCGAUUUGGAUCCCCCCCGCAUGGGUGAGCUUCUGAGCAUGCCCAAGGCUGGACGUGUUGUGUGUGACUUGGUGUCCAAGUUCCCUCGACUCGAUGUUCAAGCUCAAGUGCAGCCCAUCACGCGAUCCAUGCUGCGUGUAGAGUUGACUAUUUCUCCCAACUUUGUCUGGGAUGACGAAAUCCACGGUAACGCGCAAGAUUUCUGGAUUUUGGUUGAGGAUUGUGAUGGAGAGGAGAUCUUGUUCCACGAUCGAUUCUUGCUUCGUGCUGAAUUUGCCAAGUCCGAGAUGAAUGAGCAUCUUGUCGAAUUCACUGUUCCUGUCACCGAACCGAUGCCUCCCAACUACUUCAUCUCGCUUGUGUCUGACCGAUGGAUGCAUUCUGAGACAAAGAUCGCCGUGUCAUUCCAGAAGCUGGUUCUCCCUGAGCGCUUCCCUCCUCACACACCUCUGCUCGACAUGCAGCGCGCACCCGUAAAGGCACUGAAGCGCGAGGACUAUCAAGCGUUGUAUCCCAACUGGCAACACUUCAACAAGAUCCAGUCUCAGGUCUUCAAGUCAGUAUUCGACACUGAUGACAACAUCUUCAUCGGUGCUCCCACAGGAAGUGGAAAGACUGUUUGCGCUGAAUUGGCCUUGCUUCGUCACUGGUCAAAACAGGAUAGCGGCCGUGCAGUCUAUAUUGCGCCCUUCCAGGAGCUUGUCGACCACCGACUAGCUGACUGGCAGAAGCGCCUCGGUGGACUGGAUGGAGGCAAAACCAUUGUCAAGCUUACGGGCGAAACCACAGCCGAUUUGAAGCUUCUCGAACAGGCUGAUCUCGUGCUUGCCACUCCUACUCAGUGGGAUGUGCUGUCUCGCCAGUGGCAGCGACGCAAGAACGUCCAGACAGUGCAAUUGUUCAUCCCCGACGAGCUUCACUUGCUCGGCGGCUACGCUGGAUACGUGUACGAAGUGAUUGUGUCUCGCAUGCACUACAUUGCUCUCCAGACUGAAAACGAAAUGCGUAUCGUUGGUCUGAGUGUGCCUCUUUCCAAUGCUCGGGACAUCGGAGAGUGGAUCGGUGCCAACAAGCACACAAUCUACAACUUCAGUCCCCAUGCCCGUCCUGUGCCUCUGGAGCUUCACCUUCAGUCUUUCACCAUUCCCCACUUCCCCUCUGCCAUGCUCGCAAUGGCUCGCCCGGCCUACCAGUCCAUUUUGCAGCUUUCCCCCGAUAAGCCUGCUCUGGUCUUCGUUCCAAGCCGCAAGCAAGUCCGUGCGACUGCUGCGGAUCUCCUCUCAGCGUGUGCCAUCGAUAACGAUGAAGAUCGUUUCCUAAACGCCGACGUCAGUGAGCUCGCCCCCUUACUCGAGCGUGUCCACGAGCAGACUCUUGCCACAUCGCUUUCUCACGGCAUUGGCUACUACCACGAGGCUCUGAAUGCCACUGACAAGCGCAUCGUCUUGCACCUGUUCAGCAUUGGUGCGAUUCAGGUGCUGUUGGCUUCGAGAGAUGUGUGCUGGGAGCUGGAUAUCACUGCUCACUUGGUCAUCGUUAUGAACACUCAAUUCUUCGAUGGCCGUGAGCAUCGCUACAUCGACUACCCCAUCAGUGAUAUCUUGCAGAUGUUCGGCAAAGCCUCCCGUCCCGGUCAGGACAAGCUUGGCCGUGGUGUUCUUAUGGUGCCAGCAGUGAAGCGUGACUACUACAAGAAGUUCUUGAACGAGGCCUUGCCUGUCGAGAGUCACCUGCAGGUCUACCUCCACGAUGCCUUUGUGACUGAAGCCAGUACAAGGACCAUCUCCUCCACCCAGGAUGCGGUUGAUUGGAUGACAUAUACCUAUUUCUAUCGCCGUCUCCUUGCAAAUCCCAGUUUCUACGGCCUUAGCGACGUGAGCCACGAGGGACUCAGCACAUUCCUGUCAGAGUUGGUGGAGAACACAUUGAAGGAGCUGUCAGAGGCAAAGAUCAUUGACGUCGAUGAAGAAGAUGACAGUGUUUCACCUUUGAACGCUGCCAUGAUUGGUGCUUACUACAACAUCUCGUUCAUCACAAUGCAAACUUUCUUGUUGUCUCUUUCGUCCCGGACGAAGCUCAAGGGCAUCCUGGAGAUUGUCACCUCGGCAACUGAGUUCGAGUCUAUUCAGAUGCGUCGCCAUGAGAAUCACAUUCUGCGCCGCGUGUAUGAUCGUGUACCAGUCAAGAUGUCAGAGGUUUCUUUCGACUCUCCUCAUUUCAAGGCCUUCGUCCUUCUCCAGGCCCACUUCUCCCGCAUGCAGCUCCCUCUUGAUCUUGCCAAGGAUCAGGAAGACAUCGUUCGCAAGGUCCUCAACCUUCUCAGCGCUUGUGUGGAUGUCCUCUCAUCCGAGGGUCAUCUCAACGCGAUGAACGCAAUGGAAUUGUCCCAGAUGGUGGUUCAGGCCAUGUGGGAUCGUGACAGCCCUCUGAAGCAGAUUCCUCACUUCUCUCCUGAUGUGAUCAAGGUAGCCAAUGAAUACAAGAUCAAUGAUAUCUUCGAAUUCAUGGAGGCUAUGGACCCAUCGGAGAACAAGGACUACGCUACUUUGGUCAAGCGUCUUGGCCUUGAUAACAAGCAAUUGGCGCAAGCUGCGGCUUUCACCAACGAGAAAUAUCCCAAUAUCGAGCUUGACUUCGAAGUUGAGGAUGCGGAGGGCAUCACUUCGGGCGAACCCGCAUACCUUAAGGUCAAGAUCGAGCGGGACAUCGAAGAAGACGAGGAGCCCGAUGCUACCGUCCACGCACCAUUCUACCCCAGUCAGAAGAUGGAGAACUGGUGGUUGGUUGUUGGUGACGAGAAGACCAAGAGCCUGCUGGCUAUCAAACGUGUCACCAUCGGUCGCAAGCUCGAGCUGCGCCUAGAAUAUGUGGUGCCUACUCCCGGAGACCAUGAGUUGACGCUUUACCUCAUGAGCGACAGCUAUGUUGGCGUGGAUCAGGCUCCCACGUUCAGCGUCAAUGCCGCAGAGGGAAUGGACGAGGAUGAGAGCGAGGAAGAGGACGAAGACUCAAUCCGUGGAAGCUCCCCCGAGCUUCCUAUCUUGUCUCCCAUACGAUCUGAUAUGGCCAUUCGGAACAUGAAGUUCACUCCCGAGGUCCUCCUCGGAGCCCCCAGGCGGUCCUCAGCCGUCCCCAAUGCGGCUGGCACCUUAGCGGUCUACACGCAGACAUCCUACUCCUUCGAGUCGCAUUCCAAGACCAAUGAAAUUCGCGUUAUCGAUAUCAGCUCCGGCCGCUCUGCCCUUAUUACCAACGACCCUGGCGCUAGUAACCCACAGUGGGUGGACGACAGCGACAAACUUGUCUGGCUAAAGAACAAGGGCAACGGUAAUACAAGCUUCGUUAUCGGCGAUGCCCGUCAGGCCGAUGAAACAUACACCGCAGGCACGGUCCCAGGCCCCGUAUCGGACCUAAAGGUGGUUCUUCUGGAACCAGGAAAGGUUGGCUUCGCCGUCACGGGCAAAGCCAAUACGGACGGAUCGCUGUACAACCCCCACGAUGCGAAGAAGCCCCAUACAACUGGUAAACUGUACACAUCUCUCUUUGUUAGGCACUGGGACUCGUAUGUUGAACCCCAGAAGAAUGCGAUCUUCUAUGGUUUGCUAGAACAGGCUCCUCUGUCACCGGCCCGUCGACGGGCUGGGAAAUACUCCAUCUCGGGCCUCACCAACUUGAUCGCAGUCUCGGGACUGGCGGGCGUUGAGUCGCCGAUUCCGCCUUUUGGUGGAACUGGGGACUUUGAUAUUAGUCCGUCGGCUAUUGUCUUUAUUGCCAAAGAUCCUAACCUAAAUCCCGCGACUCAUACAUCUUGCUCGUGCUACUAUUCUCCUAUGUUCUCAUGGACUAGCAUGAGCGUGAGUGAGCCUGAACCGAAAAUCUGCAAGGUUGCCGGUCUCCAGGGCGCGAUGUCGUCUCCUGUGCUUAGCUCGGACGGUAGCUCUAUUGCCGUUCUGGCGAUGCGCGAGGAUGGCUAUGAAUCUGAUAAGAACCGUAUCCUCUAUGUUCCCAACCCGUGGAAUGGAGAGAUGAUCGAAAUUUUCCAGUCGGACGAUGGAGAAGGACACUGGGAUCUCAGUCCCUCGUCCGUGUCGUUUGCUCAUGAUGACAAGUCGCUGUUCCUUCAUGUCGAGGAGGCCGGCCGCGGAGUUCUGUACCAGCUGCCGUUGGAGAACGUGCAUACGAUCAAGCCCGACUCUCUCAAAAGACUGACGAGGUCAGGGUACGUGAAUGACGCCGUUCCCGCAGCUGCCAAAUCCCCCAAGCUGUUCGUGUCUAGCAGCAGCCUAGUCGACAACAGCCUGUGGACCAUCAUCGACCCAGCCCAUCCAGAUGAUGUCCAAAUGGUAUCCUCAAACGGAAGGGGCGGCAGUGCAUUUGGCUUGUCCUCGUCCCAGGUCGAUGAGAUUUGGUUCAAGGGAGCCGAAGACCACCCUGUCCACGCAUGGGUCGUGAAGCCGUCCGACUUUAAGCCUGGGAGCAAAUACCCGCUUGCGUAUUUGAUCCACGGUGGACCCCAGGGCGCGUGGAACGAUCAGUGGAGCACACGCUGGAACCCGGCUGUUUUCGCCGAACAGGGUUACGUCGUGAUCACCCCCAACCCAACAGGCAGUACUGGCUACGGCCAGCCCUUCACCGACGGAAUCCAGGGACAAUGGGGCGGUCGGCCCUACGAGGACCUGGUCAAGGGAUUCGAAUAUAUCGAGGAGCACCUAGAUUACGUCGACACCACGCGCGCGGUCGCAUUGGGCGCCUCGUAUGGCGGCUACAUGAUGAACUGGAUGCAGGGCCAUCCGCUCGGGCGCAAGUUCAAGGCGUUGGUUACCCAUGAUGGAGUGUUUAGCAUGACAUCCCAGAUGGCUAGUGAAGAGCAAUACUUCCCUCUACACGACCUGAAGGGACCGAUCUGGAAGGUGCCGGAGAACUGGGCGAAGUGGGAUCCGUCGCGGUUCACGGAACACUGGGACACGCCUCAUCUGAUUAUCCACAACGAGUUGGAUUACCGUCUGACCAUCGCUGAGGGUCUGGCUGCGUUCAAUGUACUCCAGAUGCGUGGUAUCGAUAGUGCGUUCUUGACGUUCCCUGACGAGAAUCACUGGGUUCUGAACCCUGAAAACUCGCUCAUGUGGCACCAGACUGUUUUGAACUGGAUUAACAAGUACGUGGGUCUUUCGUCUGUGUCAGAGGAACCCGAUCUGUCACGCGGGGUGGCCAGUCUGUCGCUGUGA